CCAUGGGCAAGCGCCGUGGCCAGAGCCGGAGUCAGCUGCUCAGCUCGCUCAGCAAGAAGCAGAAGAAGCACCUCCGCGACUUCGGCGAGGAACACCCGUUCCACGACAGGGUUCCCAGGAAGGAAGUAAAGCCACAGACCUGUGAGCUGGUAACACCUCAGACCCCGCACGGGCUCAGGCGGCUGCUUCUGGGAUGGUGCAUGGGUGCCAGGCUGCUGCUUCUCUUUCAGCAGGGCAGGCAGCUCAGCCAAGGCGUGGCUCUGCCUGCAGUCGCUCAGACAACCCUGCAAGAACUGACCAGAAACGGGUUUGGUGGGGGGUAGGGUCCUCGAUAGCUGCCCGUCUACUCCCCAUUAGGGCUCAGGUCAGCGCCCACAUGCUGAUGGGGCUCUCCGGGCUUGUGGCAGCUGAGAUAUGUGGCCCUGGGACUCGGGCUCACACUUUCUUGGAAGUUGAGCUCAGACUCAGGCCGAGAGCUCAGAUUCACUGAGUUCUGGGAGUGAAGAGGAGAACGAGCCACAGCCCAUCUCUGGGUACCACCAGCUGCUAGCCACCUUGAAGAGUGUUCCCGAAGACUCAGAGGAGGAUGAGGGCUCGGAGGAGGUUGAGGACUCCAUGGGCGAGGCUGAUGUGAGUGACAGGGACGGUGGCUGUGAGGACAGCACAGAGGAAGUGAUGGCUGUAGGCUGGGCUACACGGCAGGAGGCUGCAUCUGGACCUGCUGACCUCACAGAGCGCAUGGGGAAUGGGGCCCCAGUUUCCCCCCAGCAGGCGUCCCCGAGGGAAUUUGCUGAUACCAAGCACGAGGCCCUCUUCAGUCUGGAAACGAACUUUCUAGAAGAUGAGAAUAUGGGCAGCAGCGCCCUGGAGGGCUCCCAAGACCCUUUCCUUCAGCACGUGAACCGAACACUGAGAGAGAAGGAUGUCCAGGCUUCUGCCUCUGGUCCCCCGAACAGCCAGUCACUGCAGUGGCCGGUGCUGGGCCAGCUCGUCCUCUCCUCCAGGUUCCAGCAGCCGAAGGCCCUCAGGCCCCCGAGGGACGUGGCCCUCCAGUCGCUGCAUCUGCACAAGCCCCUUGAGUCAACCUGGCCUCGGACCAACGGUGUGGCCCCUGGCCCCUUCACGCCCCUCCAGAGGGAGCUUUUCUGGGUGAUGAACUCGUACCAAGACCUCUUCUUCCCGGAUCGCACGGCGCUGGGCUGUGGCGAGGAGGUGAGGCGCGUGUACUGCCUGCACGCGCUCAACCACGUGCUCAAGGCCAACGCCCGUGUCCUGGCCAACAACGGGCUUCGCCGGGCGCAAGGGGCGCAGGCCCGCACCGAUGAUGAUGCCCUCCGGGACCAGGGGCUCACCCGGCCCAAGGUGCUGAUGGUUCUGCCCUUCCGGGAGUCGGCCCUGCGGGUGGUGCAGUUGCUAAUCAGCCUCCUGGAGGGCGACAGUGGGAAGAAGAUGGUCGUGAGCAACAAGAAAAGGUUCCAGAGCGAGUAUGGUUCUGACCCUGGGGAGCGACCCCCCACCCUGAAGAGGCCUGAGGAUUAUGAAGCAGUGUUCUCGGGCAACAUCGAUGACCACUUCCGGAUUGGUGUGGCGGUGCUCCAGCGCAGCCUCCGGCUCUACGCCCCCUUCUACUCUUCUGACAUCCUGCUCGCGUCCCCCCUGGGCCUGCGCACCAUCCUGGGGGCCGAGGGAGACAAGCAACGGGACUUUGACUUCUUGUCGUCCAUUGAGCUGCUCAUCAUUGACCAGGCUGACGUCUUUCUGAUGCAGAACUGGGAGCACGUGCUGCACCUCAUGGAGCACAUGAACCGGCUGCCCCUUGAGGCCCAUGGCGUGGACUUCUCACGGGUGCGCAUGUGGAGCCUCAACGGCUGGACCCGCUACUUCCGCCAGACUCUGCUGUUUGGGGCGCUGCAGGACCCACAGAUCAGUGCAGUGUUCAGCAAGUUCUGCCUCAAUGUAGAGGGCCAGGUGGCUGUGAGGAAUGUCCCAGUGACCGGUGCCAUUAGCCAAGUCCUGCUGCAGCUCCCACACGUCUUCCAGCGGAUGGAGGCUACGGACCUGGAGUCCAUGACCGAUGCCAGGUUCCGCUUCUUCGUGGACAAGGUCCUGCCACAGUACCGGGAUGCAGUCAUGUCCCACACCCUCAUCUAUGUCCCGUCCUACUUUGACUUCGUGCGGCUCCGGAACCACUUCAAGCGGGAGGAGCUGAGUGCCACACACAUCUGCGAGUACACCCGCAGGCCGGCUAUGUCCCGCGCUCGUCACUUCUUCCUACGCGGGGAACGGCAGUUUCUGCUUCUCACUGAGCGCUUCCAUUUCUAUAAGAGGUACACAAUCAAGGGCGUGAGGAACCUGAUCUUCUACCAGCUGCCAACCUACGGGCACUUCUACAGCGAGCUGUGCACCAUGCUGGGGGCCGUGGACACAGGUGGACAGGCCUGGACCUGCACUGCCCUCUACUCCCGCUACGACGCCCAGCGCCUGGCAGCCGUGGUGGGUGCAGAGCGGGCGGCGCAGAUGCUGCAGUCCACGAAGAGCGUCCAUCUCUUCAUUACCGGCGAGCGGUGAGGCCACAGAAGACCUGACCCAGGGCCCGUGAGGGGCCACGGAAGGACAAAGCCUCCCCAGGGACCUCCCUGGGCUUCUGGGGUCCAGCUUCUUGCUCUGUGACAGCUGUUGCUUGGCGUGCCCUCGUCCUCCCAUUGCGUGCUCUCUGCUCACCUGCUGAGAGCUGAGCUGGACGCGUGUCCCCACAGCUCCCAGGUGUCAGCCACACUGUGCCCAGCACGUGGGAAAUGAUGCUGAUUAAAUCUUCCAGGGGGUUUUCUGUGUGGCUCACAGUCCCUCAUGGUCUGGAACAUGUGAGUCACAGAUCUCAGGUUUGGUCCACCUGUGACAUAUGUGACCCCCAGUUUGUCUCCUUAGUGGUGUGUGACCCAUCCCCACCCAUGCCACCCAUUGUCUCCUCCGUGAUGAGUGUGACCUCAUCUCCAUGCCGAAUGGUCUGUUGUGGUUGAGUCUGUAGUGCCCCAUCACCAUGAUGGACUUUGCAGCUGGGGAUGGUGAUACAGGUGAGAUACUCAGGCCUGUUUGCCAACUUCACCACCUGGGCUGCAGGGGUGCCCCCGCCCCUCUUUAGCUACCCUGAGAUCACAGGGUACCAAACCACACACGCAUGGGCUUUCCUUGCCCAUUCCUCAUUAAUGUGUCAUUCACAGGGUCAUAACAAUAGAAUUAUUGUUGAGGGGCUACACCCAGUUAUGCUCAGGGUGAGCCUGCGUGCUACUCAGAGAUCUGAUGUGGUGCCACGAUGAAACGGGACUGGCUUUCCUGACCCUUUCUUGGGUCCACUACAGACUCAAGGCGAGCCUGGGCGAAACCCAUAGGACCCUCACAGGAACCUCAUAGAGACCCACAGAAGAUUCUCAGGAGCCCCAGGGGACCCAUAGGAGCCUCCCAGGAGACUCAGAACCCCAGCUUGGGCCUUUUCCUGUCCUUGGUCCUGCUCCAGAGGAGCUCCUUGGGGUGGUGAUGGAAGUGGGCCUAAGCCCCAGAGAUGGUCCCUGGCAUUAUAGGCUAGGCCCAGCAACACCCAGAGGCCUAUAUUGUGGGGGAUGCGUGAAGUGGCCCUUGCUUCGCUCUCUUCACGCUGUCCCCAUAUGGCCCUCACUCCCCAGUCCCCUGUCCACUCUGUUUCCCGACUUGGUGUGAGGGAAUGCCUUAUGUCCCCCAUGUCUUCCACCACCUUUGUUCCUUUCCCGGCACCCACUUGCUGUGCCGAGGCAAAGCCUCUCUCUGUCAACUUGGCACACACAGGAGUGGAUUCAACGAGUCUAUAAAUAACUGGAGAAGGAUGUACUAAAUGCCCAUUUCCCUUUAAUUUGAGUUGCAUAAGAAAACAUUAGCUUUAGGUGAGAAGGAGUCAUUUGAAGUUAUUAGAACCUUCAAACUGUGAAUGUGCUGGUGAGUGGUGAGCCCCCUCCCAGCUCAGAGUAUGGGGGAAAGUGAUAUUCAGGUUUCACUCACAGACUUGUUUUCUGAGUCUAAAAAAUCAAUGGAAUAUUCCUAAAUAACAUUAAAAUUGUCUACUUGCAGUUUAGUAACUAUUCAAUUAGUUUUUAAUGAAAGGAGUUUUAUCCAAAGAGAAUAAAAUCGUCUUUACUGAGCCACAUGGCAGAGAAACACGUGGGCAGGCAUCUUCAUCCCAGCAGGUGGGUUUGCUUUUAAGAUCAUCCUAUCAAAUGCUCCCUUCAUCCCCUCCUCACCCCCAGGCACAGGUAAAUUUAUAGCAACUACAUCCAGAAAUUUGUGUUUCACAUGUGCUCCAUCUAAUGGUUUGCUCUGCUUUAACUGCAUCUGGUGUGCCAAGAGGCUUCAGCACCUCAGUUGGCACUUUCAUGGGAUAGUGGGCCCUGGACUCUUACAGCCCCAAACCAGGGAGGUAGUGCAGGGAUUAAAGUGCCUCUCUUGCACCCAGCUGACACUAGUUCAGUCACCAGCACUGCACAGAGUACCCUGAGCACCACCAGGUGUGGCCUCAAAAGCAAACCAAAGAAAUGAAAUAAAAUUUGCUCUUUUGUUUUAUACCAGGAGCUGCAUUCCUGGUAUAUAGAUUUCACUUGGUUUUCAUUUUUGCAGUGGGGGUGGUAAAAAAGGGCAGCAAGCAGGCAAGAUGGCGCUGCCCCAGCACCAGAACAAAGGCCAGCGUAUGAGUCGGGGGCCUGAGCUGCCACCCACAUAGUAUGGCAGGUGGGUAGCAAGGAGCGCUAUCAGUUCCGUUGCCAUAGUCCUCAGAGACCUGAGAAGCUCCACUGGCUUGGAUCCCGAGCUGAGACAGGGCAUAGCAGGAAGAGUGCGUAGAAGAUCAACCUUGAGGCUGUGAACUCAGAAGAGCUGUUAAGCUGUUUUGUACGAAUGUGGUGCUGAUUUGAUCCCCGGCACCACAUGGUCCAGAGGAUGUGCCUGGGUGCAAGCAUGGUGUCCCUGGUACUUCGAGGUCUGUGCAGCGCUGCAUUGGCCGCAGACCCAUCUGCUGAGAAUUAAUAAAGGGACCCCAGAUCCCUGAGCUGCUUGGGCCUCCAUCCCCCCAAAUCAGUCUUUGGUGGUACUGGCAGUGAUCCACAGGCCAGACACACAAACACCUAUUUUUCCAAGCCUGAAUUGGCUUUCCUGUGACUGACUGGAAGGCACUUUUUGAGGGUGCUGAUUCCCAGGU
Molecule: messenger RNA, 5215 nt
Organism: Sorex araneus (European shrew)
Lineage: Eukaryota; Metazoa; Chordata; Mammalia; Eulipotyphla; Soricidae
Gene: UTP25
Product: UTP25 small subunit processome component
Exons: 12
Coding region: 616-2568 (650 amino acids)
Biological process (GO): maturation of SSU-rRNA from tricistronic rRNA transcript (SSU-rRNA, 5.8S rRNA, LSU-rRNA)
Cellular component (GO): small-subunit processome; nucleolus
Molecular function (GO): rRNA binding; U3 snoRNA binding
Source: RefSeq, a predicted model, not a curated record